Molecule: messenger RNA, 1485 nt
Organism: Caenorhabditis bovis
Lineage: Eukaryota; Metazoa; Nematoda; Chromadorea; Rhabditida; Rhabditidae
Source: the annotation of a GenBank genome assembly
AUGGAUCCGCUUGAAGCACUCCAAAAGCAUGUAGCUAAAGAAGUCCCAUUUCAAGAAGUGCAAUACAAUGGCGAAACUUACUACGCGUUUGGCGACAACGCCUAUCCAAAAAAUACACUUACAGGAAUUCCGAUUUACGGAAAAAAUGACGAAUAUUACACACUUGAGGCUAUUAUGGUCUUCUAUCAGAAUAUUGCAUUGGGACACGGUUUAUAUGUAAAAGAGGCGGCGUCAAGAGAUGUGAGAGCGAUUACACGUAUUGACAGAAAAAAUGUUCAAGAGUAUCUGGAAGGCAAAAAAGUGUCAGCGACGGCAAGCCGUCUUCCCGCGAACCCUCCAAUUUCUCUGAGGUCUAUAAUGGUGUCUGAGCCCGAAUCAAAGCGACCAAGAUUGGAUGAAGAAGCGGAAGAAAACAAGAGGAUUGCGGAUAAGGCGCAAAUUGAAGUGCGCGCGCUCAAUGAGAAUCUCACUGUGGAUCGAAUCGCCGAAAUGAGAAGGAAGCGUCAAAUGCACCAGAAGAAGAAUAUUGUGCCCACCGACGAGAGCGCGCCUGGCGGUUCAGUGACAACACAAGUCAAAGAGAUUCCAAAAGUGCGCGUCCACAAGACUCGCGAGAAUGUGAUGCUUGGCAAUCGCGAUCUCACAUCGGUUCUAGCAGUUCUCGAAUCGGCCAAGAGGCAAUGGGAAGAAGCUGACAAGAAGGAGAAGCUCGCCGCGAUUCACGCCAACAAUCCGCCGGCUGCCGAUCGAUCGAGCAUCCAGCAACAGCGCAGCGGAUAUUCCAGAUAUGCUCAGGAAACAUUUGCGCAUGACAAAUCGAGCGAGAUCCAAACAGAAAUGUCGUUUAUUGGUAGUAAUCUUCAUGCUCUCAAGAAGGGAGCUGGAUUGAGCAAAAUCGAGCAGCAUCACCAGCAACAAUCAAUAUUGAGCAAACCGAUGCCGACGACGCCUCUGACGACACCUGGUGGCAAACGGCCGUCGCGAACGCCGAUUAUCGUGGUCCCUGCGGCAUUAAACACAAUGAUCAAUAUGUACAAUGCUAGAGACAUUUUACAGCAUCUCACUUUUGUGCCGUCGGAAACGCGGCGAAAUGCGACGAAUAAGAAGCCGACGGAUCUCGUAUUGCAGCGAACAAAAUCUGGUCAAACUUACAAUAUACGGGUGAUAGAUAAUGUUGAUCGACUGGCUAGCGAGGAUUGGGAUCGAAUUAUCGCAAUUUUUGCAAUGGGUGUCGCUUGGCAGUUUAAAGGAUGGAAAUGGAAUGGAAAUCCGACGGUGAUAUUCAACAAUAUUCCGGCAUUCCAUUUAUAUUACGAUAAUGACAAGCCAACCGCUCAAGUGCAAAAUUGGAAUGUGCACAAAAUUCCGGUGGCGGUGACGAAACGACACAUGGAUAAAGCGCGAUUCAGCCAAAUGUGGGAGACGAUCGAGAAUUUUUGCCGAAAAAACAAACCCGAAUUGUGCGCGCGACUCGGGCUCCAUUGA